UUGCAUUGGUGGCAAAGAGAAUUUUCAAACAUUGUCAGUUUCUCUCUCGCUCACAAAAAAAUUUCAGCAAAUUGCUUUUGUAAAAAGAAAUGGACACCGUAUAACAAGGACAAAUGGGACGCACCUCAAGGAGGAUGCUACUAUUCGCCUUUAAUCCCUUCAAUUCAGAUGUUAGCCAACAGGACAUGUUCCCGAAAGAAUGACGGCAUGCUUGUUGUCGAUGAAGACUCCAACAAGGACGCGUUUCUGAUGAGCCUACUUCCCCCAAAGACAAAAUUCUGGCUAGGAUUGCGACUCGAAGGCAAGCAAUGGUUAUGGCAUAACGGUUACUCAGUGAGUUCCUAG
This is a messenger RNA of Haemonchus placei, 345 nucleotides long. Lineage: Eukaryota; Metazoa; Nematoda; Chromadorea; Rhabditida; Trichostrongylidae. The record is from the annotation of a GenBank genome assembly.